GAUAUAUUAACAAAAAGUUUUGAAGAUUUCAAUGAUGCAGAAAUGUCUGUAAUAGAAUACUGCGGAUCAAAUUUUCACCCUGUGAAAGUUGAUUCCAAAGAAAAAUUUAAUGCUAUAAUUGACGUGUCUAAUCAAAUUGAGAUAAAAUAAAGAUAUUACAAGACAAUGAACGACAUAUGUUACUUUUACAUAAGUUUAAAAAAAGUCAUAUCAUAUACACUUUCACAAAUAUCUUGAUGUAAAGAGAUCAUCUUUUUUAUUUCAAAAAGCAUUUACAAAAAGUAUUAAGAGUUUAAUGCUAUUAUUGAUAUGUCUUGUCCGAUUGACAAUCAAAACACUAUUGAUGGUUUGCCUUUAUUCCUUUCACAUGGUUUUAUUAACGAAAUAGGUUACAAUGAACUGAUUUUGUGUGAAGAAAUAGGAAGAGGUGCUUAUGGAACUGUUCAAAAGGCAAUAUGGAGAAAUCAAAUGGUUGCAAUAAAAGUUUCAGAAAAUCAAAAUGAUCGUAGAGAAUUUAGAGAGGAAGCAAAGCGGUUAUCUAUUGUGCAGCACAUAAACAUUAUUCAACUAUACGGAGCAGUUGUAAAUGGACCAAAACUGUGUUUAGUGAUGGAGUUAGCAGAGUGCGGUUCGUUGCAUGCUUUGUUGCACCCAUCACAUGACAAUAAAACGUUUCAUUAUACACUUGCUCAUGUGUUAAAUUGGGCAUUACAAUGUGCUGAAGCAGUUGAGUAUCUACACAAUAUAAAGCCAAUGCCUAUCAUACACAGAGAUCUAAAGCCACUAAAUAUGUUGUUAAAGCAAUCUGGGACUGUUUUAAAAAUAUGUGAUUUUGGUACAGCAUGUCACCCUCAUUCAGAAAUGACUGCUAACAAAGGAAGUGCAUCGUGGAUGGCACCACAAGUAAUUACAGGAGAAAAGUAUUCUGAGAAAUGUGAUGUAUAUAGCUUUGGGAUCAUACUUUGGCAGAUGUUAACAAGAAAAAAACCAUUUGAAGGAAUUCCAUAUUAUAUCAUGUGGAGCGUGAGUAAAGGAUUACGGCCUUAUCCAAUAAAAGGUAUACCAUCAUGUUUAGAAGUUCUCAUUCAGAGGUGUUGGCAGAAUGAAGAAAAAGAUCGACCGGCUUUUGUUGAUAUUGUGAAGUUUUUGCGUAAAGCUAACUUGUAUGUAUACGGCGGAACAUUACCUUUGAUGAAUUGCGGACAAUUUGCUAACAAACAAUCUUGUUGGGUUAAUAGUGGAACAAAAACAUCAAUACCUAGCAAGACAAAUGAAGUUCACAUUUCAAAAGGAAUUUCUUCAAAUUAUCCAGAAAACUUUGAUUCUCAAAUAAUAUCAGAAACUUUAUCUACAAAGAAUUUGCGUCCUAGUCAAAGCCAAUUUAUUUUGAUUCCACCUGAUUUGAUGCCAAUGAAACCAUUGCAAGAUCCAGAAUCUAUCCAAAUAUAUAAGAAUUAUAUGGAAGAAUUGGAAAACUACUUAUCUAUACAAAGAAAUAUAGAGUUUCUUAAACAAAAAAGAGACAAUUUGCAAAGUAUGGUCGACUUCAAUUCAGCUCAAAAAACCAGGCAACAAUUACUGGACAUGCACAAGACAAUAAAACUAUUGUUAGAAAAUGAACGUGCUAAAUUUGCUAGAAAGUUUUUAAUGGAUCCCAACCUGCGAUGAUUAAAUCUUUAUCGAAAAUUCGAAAUUUCAAAAUAAAAAAAUCGAAAAUUCAAAACUUCGACAAAGAAUAUAUUUAAUAAACAACCGUUAGUUGUAAUAUACUAUGAAUAAUGCACAUAAAGUGAAAUGCGGGACAAAUUUUAUUUGGAAAAAAACUUUUAAAGUAAUAAAAUUAUUUUAAACUUAUAAGUUUAUUGUAAUUAAAUGUAAUCGUAAAAUUUUGGUUAAAUUUUGUACUUAGUGUAAAAGUGAAUAGGCAAAAGAACAACCUCAAGUUA
Messenger RNA from Hydra vulgaris (swiftwater hydra), 1946 nucleotides. Its product is annotated as mitogen-activated protein kinase kinase kinase 7. The record is from RefSeq and is a predicted model, not a curated record. NCBI's taxonomy places the organism in Eukaryota, Metazoa, Cnidaria, Hydrozoa, Anthoathecata, Hydridae. Gene Ontology annotation, biological process: protein phosphorylation; immune response; positive regulation of canonical NF-kappaB signal transduction. Gene Ontology annotation, molecular function: MAP kinase kinase kinase activity; magnesium ion binding; ATP binding.